UAUUCCUACUUAGAUUUUUAUUACAUUCAUCACCACUUUUCUUACCCGAUCAUGACCGAUCCCGGUAUCAUUUUGUUUGGCAAGAAGAUCGGUUUUCCAGAAACCCCCCACACGACGAGCUCCUCGAACGCAGUUACGGAGAAAGGGUGUUUGAUAGAUGAAGAGGGUAUGUCGGAAAGCCUCGGUGGUGAUCCGAUGAAUAUGCAACCGAGAAUUUUGAAAAAACCGGACAAGAUUCUCCCUUGCCCGCGGUGUGACAGUAUGAACACAAAGUUUUGUUACUUUAACAACUCGAACGUCAACCAGCCUCGCUAUUUUUGCAAGAGUUGUCAGAGGUAUUGGACGGCGGGAGGCACCAUGAGAAGCAUGCCGGUCGGGGCAGGUCGUAGGAAGAAAAAGGCCCCGCCACCUACGCAUUGUCGGUAUGUAAUCUCUCAAGAGGCUUUCGAAUCAGAAGCAGUAGUAGCAAAUCAUAUCGAGUUUGCUCCUGAUUCCGAGGGGAUUUCACCCAAAGUCCUUUCUUUCGGUCAAAAUUCACCGUGUUUUGGAGCGGAUGUAAGUGGGAAAGAAAGCCGAGACGAUUGUUCUUCCAGUUCAGGAGUUGAGAACAUACACGACAACACCGGAUUCCAUUCCCAUUUCCAUUGGAUUCCGGGGGCUUCAUGGCCGUAUAACCCAUGGAACGCACCCACACCCACACCCACGCCAAUUCCGAUGCCAAUUCCUAUGUCGAUUCCACCCAUGUACCCUCCGGGAUACCCUCAAAUUCCGAUGUAUCCUCCACCUUACUGGAGCUCGGUUUCUUGGUUACCACCCACCGAUUCCAUCUUAGGAAAGCAUCCAACAGACGGUGAAGCAGACGGUUCACACGAGGAGUUGAAGAAACAGAAGAAUUCAAUUCUGACUCCAAAGACACUUAGAAUAGACGAUCUGGAUGAGGCUGCAAAGAGUUCAAUAUGGGCUACACUUGGAAUCAAGAACGAACACAGCGGCAGAGGCGAUCUAUUCAAGGCGUUCCAAUCAAAAGGAAACGAUAAAAAGAAAAGUAAAGCCACCGAACCGAGUCCUGUGUUACAAGCGAAUCCUGCCGCUUUCUCAAGAUCACUUUGCUUUCAGGAAAGGGCCUAAAAUGGCAAUAACUAUAUGUGUAAAUCUUGGUUAUUAUGUGUGGGCACAUCAAAAUCAAAAGAAGCAGCCAUGAAAAAGAUGAAGAUAUUUUCAGGUCCUCGACGAACUGAGGCCACAUUAUCUGAAGAAUAUGAGUUGUAUUGUGGAC
Helianthus annuus (common sunflower) is the source of this 1276-nucleotide messenger RNA. Its product is annotated as cyclic dof factor 1-like. The record is from RefSeq and is a predicted model, not a curated record. The transcript has 2 exons. NCBI's taxonomy places the organism in Eukaryota, Viridiplantae, Streptophyta, Magnoliopsida, Asterales, Asteraceae. Gene Ontology annotation, biological process: regulation of DNA-templated transcription. Bases 52 to 1128 code for a protein of 358 amino acids. Gene Ontology annotation, molecular function: DNA binding; DNA-binding transcription factor activity.